Haplochromis burtoni (Burton's mouthbrooder) is the source of this 4796-nucleotide messenger RNA. It is a transcript of the gene guca1d, whose product is annotated as guanylate cyclase activator 1d. Lineage: Eukaryota; Metazoa; Chordata; Actinopteri; Cichliformes; Cichlidae. The record is from RefSeq and is a predicted model, not a curated record. The coding region runs from base 1459 to 2025 and encodes 188 amino acids. The transcript is spliced from 4 exons. Gene Ontology annotation, molecular function: calcium sensitive guanylate cyclase activator activity; calcium ion binding.
UCUCUUUCUAGUCCCUGUCAGGACUCUUGCUGCAGCAUUUUGGAUCAGCUGAAGGCUUUUCAGGGAGUUUUUAGGACUUCCUGAUAAUAAUGACAAACUAAUGGAACUUCGUACGCUCAUUCAGCAGCAGGUAAAAACUUUCAAGGUCAAAACACAAGAAAAAAAAAUCCUCCCAAAAUUUAGCGACAUCAUGAAAUCACAUCAGGUACGAUGAGAUGAUGAACAUGGCGUCCUGACCAACCUCAGUAAGACUCGGGCCAGAUUUAAUCUUCACAUCUGAGCCUUCAGUGAUGUGAAACAGUGUGACAACGUGAAGCAGGCCAAAGAUCUCAGACACUUCCUGCUGUGAUGUAAAGAAGCACCAGAGUCAGUGACAUCAUCAGUCUGAUCCACAGUGGGAGAAAACCCACAGUGGGUGAACCUUCCCAGGAGUGACCGGUCGACCAAAAUUACUCGUCAGAGAAGAACCCAGAAGAAGACCUGCAGGCUUCACAUGUCUGAGCUAAGGUCAGAGGUCACGAUUCAACAAUAAUAAAGAGACUAAACAAAAAUGACAUCCAUGAGUUUAAGGAGAAACUCACUGAUCAGGUCAAAGUGACCAGAAACUACAUUUUGUGUUUAUUUUUCUUGUUUGAUGAAAGUGUGACCCACAGGACGUCUCAGCUCUGAUUUAACCUGCCGGCAGGUCCAGCCGCUGCCUGGAUGAUCUGAUUAGAGCGCCGUGCGUCUCUGCUUGAGGCCGCUGAUGCUCGGGCCGUGGUUUCAGGCGUUGGGUGGAAUAAUUAAGGAAACGGCCAUGGGUAACUUACUUAAAGCAAACUUUCCAGAACAGAAACUGACACGCAGCAGAGCUUUGAAAGAAACUAAACCAAAGUAACUGCUUUGAAGUCAUCAGUUCUCGUGCCUCCUUCACUGCCUGCUCGUGUGAAAGAAGGAGAAAAAUAGUCACAGACGUUUCUGGAUCCCUGCACCGUGGGAGCAGCUGGUCUUGGUCUUCAGUGGUCUGCUUGUUCUCUGGCGUGGGCGUCUUUCUCCUUGGUUCUCGUGUGUUUCUGAACUUUUCCCCUCAGCUGAGCAGCGAGGAACGUCCUGGGUGGGCGUCACGUUGGGAAACCGCUCUGUGUGAACGCAGCCUGCCAGGUGAGCCGGUUACAUAAUUCUGCUUCCAGGGCCAUCCCGCCCUCCUGUCCUGGAUCGGCCUCCGCAGCACAGCCCUGUGGUGAUCUCAUUAGGGAGUUAUUUUCAGUGCUUCUUUGGUUCUUCCUGCAGGACCUAAGAGGGUUACAGAGUCCUGAGGUUCGCUCGGUGCCUGCAGAGUCACGGCAGCCUGGAUGUGGGCCACCUCGAGCCUCCGCCUGCAGCCUGAUCGUCUUCUGUGGGGUUUCCUGUCCUGAGGAGGAUCGCAGGACUGCAGACCGCCUUUAACAAGCAGCGCACCGGGCCUCGGUCUCCUCCGCCAUGGGGAACCACGGCUCGACCCUGGACGACAUCCUGGCAGAGGACAUGCACCACUGGUACAACAAGUUCAUGAAGGAGUCUCCGUCAGGCCUCAUCACGCUGUUCGAGCUGAAGGCCAUACUCAACCUGAAGGGCAUGAACGAGGACGCCAACCGCUACGUGGAGCAGGUCUUCUUCACCUUCGACAUGGACGGGGAUGGCUACAUUAACUUUGUGGAGUACAUCGCAGCCAUCAGCCUGAUGCUGAAGGGAGAAAUCAACCAGAAACUGAAGUGGUACUUCAAACUGUUCGACCAGGACGGCAACGGAAAGAUCGACAAGGAAGAGCUGGAGACCAUCUUCACGGCCAUCCAAGACAUCACACGGAACAAAGACAUCGACCCCGAGGAAAUCGUCUCGCUCAUAUUUGAGAGGAUUGAUGUGAAAGGAGAAGGUGAGCUGACCCUGGAGGAGUUCAUCGAGGGAGCCAAAGACCACGAAGAUAUCACGGACAUGCUGAAGACCCUGAUGGACCUGACGCCGGUCUUACUGAUCAUUAUUGAGGGCCGGACGGGGAACAACCAGUGAGAGAAACGUGGAAGCAGUGAGCUGUGAUUGGCCGUUUGGACAGGUUUAAUAUUACAGAGAGGAAGCCUGGCUGAUUUUCAUGUGAAGAAGGUCACGAUGGACUCUGUGAGCUGCAUCUGCCAACCCCCUCCUGCUGUAGGUCCCCCUGGACCAGGAGUUUGUGGUGCCACCAAGUCUUUCUCUUGUAUGUGCUAUAUGUAUGGAACCAACACCACUGCAGUGGGAACAAGGUCUUCAUAUUCCUUUGCCAUAGAGAACCUCAUUUCAUCCAACAUUUUGCUAAUUUCUGCUUCAACUAUUUAGAAAAUGUGUCGCACUGACGCUGGACUGAGAAUCAGAAAGUUGAGAUACCUGAGGUUGAGUUUUAACAGCAGCAUUAAUAAAAACAACUACCAAUAAUAAUAAUGAUGAUAAUAACUAAUAGUAAUAAUUCUUCUAAUUACUACGAGCUUUCAGAAAAACUUUAAAUCUUUUCAACAUCUCAACAUCAAAGAUUUUCGCCCCAGAUUUAUUCAUCUGACUUUGAUCUAUAAGAAAAGCAUCAAGCUACACUUUCUGCAAACAAACAGUCCAUCAAUACUGAGACAGAAGCACAGUAAAAGGACCUGAACUGUGGCUAUGCAUCCAUGUCUGAGAAUACUGCUACAGCGAUUUGUGUGCUAAUAGUUUUGUAAUACUGAGACAGUGAUUUGGAGAAGGUGCUGUCUCUGUGAGCCGGGAGAUUACCGUACAGCUGAUCCUCUUAAUGCUGCCAAAGGAUCUGAUUCUUCCUCUGGAGGAGGCUUCAUCAUCUUUCACCCCCACACAGGUUCAUGUCUUUGAGGACAAAACUAAAUGUUUCAAACACAUCUUGCAGCCGUGAUGUGUUUAACACACAGUCUGUGGGGUCGAUAAAUCCACUUUCCAUAUCAGAGCGAAGCGGUGCAUUCAGGGACCAAAGCUGCUCCAUCAGCUCAAUUGGCAGCAGGCCAGUCCAAAGGUCCACUCGGGUCAGGCCGGACCAAACUGGGGCGCCUGAGGGCAGAACAACCUAUCAUCUCACUCACAGUGGAGGACUAAGCACAUUUACUCAAGUACUAUGCUUGACCUCAUUUGUAUGCCACUAUCUACUGCUCUGCUUCUCAGAGAGAAGCUUUGUACUCGUCCCAGUGAACCAAGCUAACACAUCAAAGCCUCAACAUGAUAUUAAUGAAGAUGUGAGCACCCGCACACUUCCUCAGAUUUAGUGAAAGAGACCAAAAAAGGACUCAAUGAAAUUGUGCUUUUUGAAUGCGAAUUAGAGAUGGCAUCUAGUGGCCAUUGUUGGAAUUGCACUUUUAUUCAUUCCUGCACUGGUUUCAGUAGCACUACCUACAGAUGAAACAACUUUUUACCCACUGAUCACUUUCUUCUGAAUCUACUGAAAGGUUCAGCAGGUUUAUGUAGAUGAAUGUCCUGCUGUCUUCAGUUAAACGUAGUGAACAGGCGCACAUUUCCACCAUUUUGGAGUGGAAUUAUUAUACCUGAGGAUGUGUCAUUAAUGAAGGGUGGAGGACAGUUCAACAGAGGAAUCUCAAAUAUACAACAUAUCCAAUGAUUUUAUCACCGUUAUUAAAACCGUAUAUCAAAAACAAGUUUUCUGGUCAUUUCAGGAGAAAAAACCUUUGGGGUAGAGUAGAGUUUAAACAGGAAGACAUCUGCUGCAUAGACUGUACAGUGUUGUAAGGUAUGAGAGGUCCUGUGUCCCGGACAAGCCCCCAAACAUGUUAUAACCUCAAAUUCAAAGGCACACAGAAAACCUAAUAUGAGUUGUCACCAUGCUGCUGCUGUUAUAUUAAUUAAAAUAAAGUUACUUUCAAAGGAAAAACAGAUAAACAAAAGACAAAGAAGGCUGUGAACCAACCAUCUGCUUCCUAUCUAACCAAAAACAAGACUGUGGGUAACUCCCAGCUCAACUCAUAAUACAGAGAACUACAAAAGCAACAAAACGUAACGCCAGUGAGGGAGGAUGACUAAGACGCUAACUGCCAACCUUCAUGCUCCGCCUUCCCUGGCUUCAUAUCUGUGUGGUGGUUCAUCUGCAGCUAGUCAGCACUAAUAAUAAAUCAAAGAGAAGAGAGCAGGUUAAUGAGAAGGAUUAGGUACAAUAACAGGAUGAUGGACGUGUCAGCACACUGAGUAACGUUAGCGUAAAUUAAGAGUAUCCAUCCACAGGAUACACACCAACAGCAGGCGUUUAGAUGAAGUUUGCAUUCACCUACGUGUGAAAAAUAAAUCAGACAUAAGCAAAAUUUGGGAAAAGGGGAAAAACCAGAGGUGGCUGCAUGCACAGUCUACAAGAUAUCGAUCAUAACCUUUUUAUCGAUUUUUGCAAAACACGGUCGGCAUAAUGAUCAGCUCAGCUGCACGAAUCAGGAGGGGUUUUUUAUAAACCACUUUUUCCACUGCACCCUCUAGUGGACUCUCACAGCAAUACAUAUGCUAUAAGUUUAAAGGCCAAGCACACUACCGGCCUAGUUUUGUGCGACAGGUCGCUCGAUUGAAUGUUUUAAAUGUUUUUAUUUUUACAAGGUGACAUGUGUGACCACGUCAGGAGGGUCUGAGGAUGUCUGGCUAAGCUAACAGGUCCUACUGUGCAACAGAUUUUUAUGGUGAAAAUGUGUCCUGUAAAAUCUUCAGUCCUAACCACUCAUGUAUUGUGCUGCCUUAUCAAUUAAGCUUUUAAGCAAACUGUGUGCUUUUCAUUUAGCCCCAUUAAAGAAUGUAUAAAAAACCCAAACACUGUGUUUUCA